GUCCGGAUCUUUUUACGAUGCGAGCAUGUCUGGGCCCCUGUGCCCGCCCUCGGCUGGGGAGGCGCGGGCGGCGCCUUUGCUCCGAGCCCCGCGCGCUGCUCCCCGGCAGGACGGGCGCGGCGGGCGCCGCUGCGAGAGGCCGACCGGGUCGCGUGGCUUCGCCCUGACGCGGCGGCAGCCAUUCGGGCGGACGCGGCCCAGCCUCGCCCCGCGCGCCCUGGUGCACGCCAGCGCCGCUGCGGACCGUGCUGCCCGGGCGAGGCCCCCCGAGGUGCUCGGCUGGCCCUCCCCGCGGCGCGCCGCACACGCCGGCGUGGCCGCCGCGCUCCUCGCCCGCGGGCGCCGCGCGCGGCGGAGGCGGAGCGGCGCAGGCGGAGCGACCGCGAGACGCCAGCGAGCGAUCGGGCGCCCAGGGCCGGCGUGGGGUGCGGAGGAGGUCGCGGGCUGGGAGGACCUGGGCCUCUUCCAGGACUCCUCCGACCCGCGCCGCGGCACGGUGGCGCUGAAGCUGGAGCCCGGCACCGGCCGGGUACGCAUGCUGCACAGCGAGUACGGCCCGGUGCCGCUGGAAGGACGCCACGAGCUCCAGGGCGCGAGUCUGAGUGCCGUCGUGGAUUUCGGCGCGCUCGUCGCCGCUGCGCGUUGGAGCGAGGAGGGGCUGCAGUUUGAUGACGGCAGAUUCGCGGCCAGAGUCGUGGGAUCGGUCGUCCACGCAUCCGCCUCAGAGACAGCCACACCAGCAAGCGCCCAGAUGGGCUCUGGAGACGCGAGAGCGUACAGCAACGCCGUGUCGGUGCUGGAGCAGCCUUGCUUCUCGGAGGAGCAGUGCAAGGCCGUCAUACUCAGCCGGAAGCUGCUGAAGGGCAAGCUCGGCCACACUGGUGUGACAUUUGACACAACAUCUGCCGAGGAUUGGCGCGUUCCCGAAGACUGGCGUGGUAUCUCCCGCCGUCGUGACUUGAAGGUCAGGAGCUGGCAGCAGCACCUGGGCAGCUGGGGCGCCUUUGACGAGAAGGCGGCGUACGAGAGCUGGCGGGAUGAUGAGCCAGCAGGACAGGUACCGAGCGUCUCGGCGCUCCGUGCACAUGGCUACUUCCUCAAGUUCUUCCCUGGCUUUGCUGGCACUGGCAUGCAAAGGCGCAGGCUGCUCCAACACCUGCAGGUGCCAGCGUCCGCGCUGGCGCAGCACCUGGUGCAGUACGCCACGUUCUGGGCCCAGAACCCGAGCCGCAUCGAUGAGGUGGAAGCGAUCUUUGCCGGCAUGACGCGAGAGCGAUUCGAGGCUCAGACGCGCAACCACCCCGAGCGUUUGCUCGCGCAAAUGGCGAGGGAGCGGGCGCUCGGCAGAGUAGAGCAGCUGGACGGCACCGUGUACCAGCACCUGCGCGGCGUGGACCCUGUGGUACAGCGCUGGGGCGAUUUGGCGCUGGAGAUCCUGCGCAGCGACCGGGAGAUCGGCGGCGCUGCCGAAGUGCUCAGGAACUGCGCGGCUUGCUACAGAAGACAGGCGGCGACGGGCGAAUGCGUGCUUAUUGUUUUGAGACGGGGUGAAAAGCUUGUGGCCAUGGGGGAGUGGAGGCCAGGAUACGUCCAGACGUCAUCGGGCGAGAAGCGGUGGGAGUGGGCGCAGAUCGUGGAGACCGGCAACGCUGCAGUGCGGAGCGAGUGGAGGUCGAUGUUCCAGCUGGUCUUGCGAGAUCUCGUCGACCUGGGUGCCGACCUCAACGCGAGAGACACGGAAGGUCAAACGGCUCUUCUGUUGGCCGCUGAGCACUGCAAGGUUGAUGUCAUUCGCGUCCUUGCCGAGUUGGGUGCUGACCUCGAGGCGAGGGAUCGGGAGGGCAGGACUGCCCUUCACAGGACUGGCCGUCUCUUUGCCGCUGGAUGCGGCAGGGUCCAGGUGAUUCGUGCCCUUGCCGAAGUGGGUGCUGACCUCGAGGGGGAGAAUCAGUACGGUCAGACUGCCCUCCUGCAGGCCGCCGCUUAUGGCAGCGUGGAGCACGUGCGCGUUCUCGCCGAGCUGGGAGCCGACCUCGAGGCGAAGGGUCGUGACGGCAGGACCGCCCUCGUCGUGGCCAUGGCGCACGGUGACGAGGAGACCGUGUCAGUUCUUGCCGAGUUGGGUGCCGACCUCGAGGUGAAGGACCGCUCUGGCAGGUGGUUCGUAUCCUUGCCGAGCUGGGUGCUGACCUCGAGGCGAAAGAUCAUGACGGCAGAACUGUCUUUCAAAGGGCGGUUCUUCACAGAACUUGUCAUGCUGUUUUUGCUCCAGGUGGGUGCGGACUUCGAGGCGAGGGACCGCCUCGAGUCGGCCGCCCUCAUGGGUCCUGCACAGACCGCAAGGGAGUAG
Prorocentrum cordatum is the source of this 2350-nucleotide messenger RNA. Lineage: Eukaryota; Dinophyceae; Prorocentrales; Prorocentraceae. The record is from the annotation of a GenBank genome assembly.